GUUUCUAAAACAUAUCUGCUGUGUGCUACUGUUUGUCUUGAGCUGGUUAUUUAAUUUGGGCACAAGUGUUAUUCCACCAAAACUGAUUUAGAAAAAAAAUAUCAAACCGGUUUAAAAACGUCUACUUUGGCUGGAUUGUCUGUUUCUACUUAACUCGACAGUCAAUCCCGCAGGAUCCACCAUGGGGAAGUCCAAACAAGUAGGGAACCACAAGAGUGACAAGAAGAAGCACAUUGCAAAGACAUGGAAGACAAAGCGCAGGACCAAAGACCUGGACCAGAUCCACUCAGACAUGAAGCCUGAAACCGCUUCCAAGCUGCUCCAUCAGGAGGUGGACUACGAUGUGACAGGAUGCGCACAACACUACUGCUUACACUGCGCAAGAUAUUUCGUGGACAUGAGAUCACUGAAAGAGCACUUCAAAACUAAAGUGCACAAAAGACGGUUGAAACAGCUCAGAGAGGAGCCCUACACCCAGGCAGAGGCGGAGAGAGCAGCAGGUAUGGGCUCCUACAUCCCUCCAAAAAUAGUUGAAGUGAAGACGCAGCCUGUGGAAGAGGACAUGAACUGAGAGCGGCCCACUUUUAAACCCAUGGACUGAUGAACUCAAUAUCAGAAGCGUUAACAACACGGAUGAUGCUUCUAUUAUCUCUUGCGGUCACAGAUGUUGAGUGCGUUGUUAAAAUGCUUUUUUUUGUGACACGCUUCCAGCCUGACUUUUAGACGUCUGGCUAUCACCGGAUUCAGGAAAGCCUUACCUUGUACGGGGUAAUGUAAUGCAACAUGUACUUAAUAUUGAGUAUGUGUGGAACUGUGCGAAUAAACUAUAACAUGGAGUGGAUUAA
Messenger RNA from Dicentrarchus labrax (European seabass), 845 nucleotides. RefSeq names its product zinc finger protein 593 (gene znf593). Lineage: Eukaryota; Metazoa; Chordata; Actinopteri; Moronidae. The record is from RefSeq and is a predicted model, not a curated record. Bases 182 to 571 code for a protein of 129 amino acids. Gene Ontology annotation, molecular function: nucleic acid binding; zinc ion binding. The transcript is spliced from 4 exons.